This is a messenger RNA of Panicum hallii, 1043 nucleotides long. RefSeq lists its product as uncharacterized. The coding region runs from base 1 to 900 and encodes 299 amino acids. The record is from RefSeq and is a predicted model, not a curated record. NCBI's taxonomy places the organism in Eukaryota, Viridiplantae, Streptophyta, Magnoliopsida, Poales, Poaceae. The transcript is spliced from 2 exons.
AUGUGUUCCAUGCGCAGCUGUGACUGUGAUAUAGAGAACUGGCAGCGCGUGGUCAAAGCUGAACGAACCAUUGGUCGGCACGCUCGGAACCCUCGACCGACGCCCACCAUUUGCUCGACGAAAUGCCAAAGAGGGCUGCUGCGACGAGCCGGUAACCGCAUCGUCCGCCGGGUGCUCGAUGGAAUGAUCGGCGUGGAGGGACAAACCGCCACAGACCUCCGCCAGCAGGCCGGCCUCGCACCCGCCCGUCGCACGCUGCGUGCGCCCUCCUGUAAAGGCCACAAGCGCGUCCCUUGUCUUCCACCGCCGAUUCAAGUUUCUGCUGCAGCUUUUGCAGGAAAAGGUAUUGCAACUUCAGUCAUCUCCUAUAUCAUCAACAAGGCCUUUGACUACCUGAAGGAUAAGAAGAAAGACGCGGGAUUGAAAAGUACCAAGAAAAGGCUGGAGGAACUAGUUCCUCAGAUCCAAGCUGUGUUUGACGCUGUCGACGAAGAUCAGAUCAGUUAUCAAAGUGGGGCACUAGAUGCAUGGCGGUGGCAGCUUAGAGAUGCCGUUGAGGAAGCUGAGGAUGCUCUUGAUGAGCUAGAAUAUUACAAGCUUGAGGAAAAGGUGAAAAUGCGAGAUAACAAGGUGAGUGGCUCUUUUCAUGAGUUCAAGGGCAGGGUUGUCCAGCAAUUUAAUCAUGCAUUCACCACUGGGUCGCUGAAGAGGUUGAAAAGUGCUGUCAAAACAUUAGAUGAUGCUGUUUCUGGUGUGGAUCGUUUUCUCCAUGUUCUCAAUCAUAUUGAUAACAAUAAGAUGAAGAAUCACAGACAAGUGGUGGAUUUCAGGAACCGGCGCGAAACAAGCUCACUGCCUCCCAGCAUGGUACUUGCAGAGAGGAGGAGAGGAAAGUUUUAGUUGACUGGUUGACCAAGGCUGAAAACAGUGCACCUGAACAAAUUUUCAACAAUAUCUCUAUAUUUUCUAUAGUUGGGAUAGGUGGAUUGGGGAAGACAACACUUGCACAAGUUAUAUGCAAUGAUAACGAUGUGAUAGGGUAU